Molecule: messenger RNA, 1809 nt
Organism: Camellia sinensis
Lineage: Eukaryota; Viridiplantae; Streptophyta; Magnoliopsida; Ericales; Theaceae
Source: RefSeq, a predicted model, not a curated record
AUGUACGUGUAUAAUGGGAUUCAGUGCAUAUUUUGUGGGAUAUGUUGCUCUGUCACGUUUGACAAGUUGGAUCCUAUGUUUAUGGGUGUGGCAUUUUCGUGGGUUGGGCUGAAGGCUUAUUUGUCUGUGAUCGUAGGUAUGGAAGGGAGUUUGAUGUUGCUGUGUUCUUAUCAGAACAUUAACACAGCCUACAAUCUCCGAGAUCAUGGCACGUUUGCCGACUUCAUCGAUUUUCUGUGUUCGAAGUUCAGCGGGAUAGGUCCCCGUAAUGUGGGAUUAUCGUACAACAUUCUAGGUUUAAAGAGUCUUACUUUACAAGAUGAUGUGGAUUUGGGAAACCUUGUUAUUCUUGCCCAAUCGUUCGGGUUGCAACACGUUUGUGUGUUGGUUGAACAGCACGGAAGUUGCGGUGUAUCCGUCCGGACAUCAAAUCAUCCAAGGGUUGGAUCUGAUAUGGUUGCUGACAUUAUCGCAGCUCGUGUUCGGGACAGACCACUCAUACGUUCAACUGAUGUCAUCUUAGAUUUGAAAGACGAUUACGGGUUGGACGUCAACUACCGGGUUGCGUGGUUAGGGGUUGAGAAGGCAAUGGGGGAAUUGUUUGGCGCGCAUUCUGUAUCAUUCGACCAACUGCGUUGGUAUUGUGAAGCCGUCAUGCAAUACAAUCCUGGGAGUUAUGUUGACACCGAUUACGAUGAACACAACUACCGUUUCUGCCGUUUUUUUAUAUCAUUCAAAGCAUGCAUUGAUGGUUUCCUUCAUUGUCGUCCAUUACUUUUCCUCGACGGAACCUUCUUGAAAGGCAGGUUCAAAGGGUUUCUGCUAGCUGCCACCGCAAAGGACGGUAAUCAAGGUUUGUUCCCGCUUGUUUAUGCCAUUGUGGACUCUGAAAACAAUGUGAAUUGGGGAUGGUUCUUACAACAUCUUGCCAACGUGGUACCCAGUGACAGGACAAUCACUUUUGUGUCUGAUCGAAACGACAAACUACGAUAUGUGAACAGCAUGCAUCGGAUUGGACUGGUCAGCAAAUUCUGUAAGUGCGCAUACGCACCCACCAUAACAACAUUUAACCAAAAGGCCGACAAAUUUCAAAAAUCUGGAAAAACCAUUGCUACGAAAUUCCUUGCGGAUGCACAUCCACAACACUGGGCGAACGCGUUUUUCAAAGGUAGAAGAUACGGCGAAAUAAGCUCUAACGCCGCCGAGUCAUUCAAUUCUUGGAUUCGAGAAGCACGGUAUUUACCAAUCACCAGAAUGGUUGACAGCAUCAAGGGUCACAUUAUGCGACAAAUGUCGAAGCGGAUGGUAUCAGCCCACACAUGGACUGGCGCAAUUUGUCCUAAGAUGGAAUCCCGGCUGGAAAAAGAUUACAACAAAAGUCGGGCGUGGAAAGUGAGUCAAGCGAAUAACGACGUGUACGAGGUCCAUUCAUUCCCUUUUGUUAUGGUGGACAUCGGCAGACGUACAUGUUCGUGUUUCCAGUGGCAAAUAAACGAGUUUCCAUGUGCGUAUGCUAUUGUUGCAGUGCGAAAAAGUGGAAAAAACCUUGACGACAUAGUUAUACCUUGGUACCAUGUGUCCAAAUACCGUCUGACAUAUGCGCCCACCAUCUACCCAAUACCAACUGUGGAAAAACCACCAUUCAGCCCCACCAACUACAUCAUUUACCCACCAAAUGUCAAACAUCUGCCUGGGAGGCCGAAAAAGAAGAGAAUACCGUCUAAAAGUGAGAAUGUGCAACAAAUACGGUGUGAAAGGUGUAGUUAUAUGGGAAACCACAAUAGGAAGACUUGCAAAGAACCCAUUUAG